AUGGAUAUGUUUCAAACCUUUUGUCAGAAUCGUGCUGUUGUGUUUCGUGUGGUCCUUCUACUUCAAUGUACACGAGUUUUUGCGCUGGUACAUCAAGUUUCAUACACGUGUCAUAAGCCCAUAAAUGACGCAGAUGAAUUCAUACUGGAGUUGCGAUUGAAACCAAGUGGCGAUACGGCUGUUACCGGUUUACAGUCUGCCGUAAAAUACUAUUAUGUGUUAACUACUCCGAAUUGUUCAGCAACGUUAACUGAUGGAACGUACGUGCUGAGCAAGUCCAUAAAUGUUGAAGAUUCGGAUUGUGGUGUAACAAAAGUUGACAGUACAGCCUCGAUUUACAGCCUUUUAUUUAAAGCUUUAGGGACAAUUCAAUAUUACGAAGUCAAAUGUGAUACAACUAAACUUUUGGGAAGUGUGGCCAGCACAUCGCAGUUCAAAACAACAGAAGGUGUCGAAGCACGUACACAAAUGUCUAGUACACUGGGGGCACAGAGAAUUGUGAUGAGGUCCCGGAUGGCACAUACUGUAAUGGACCCCAGAGACGGAAUAUAUAUUAGUUGCCUCCGUCACUACCAGAACGGGCUGUACACCUAGCAUAAAGAAUGUGCCUUUCACCACAAAGGCAGCUCCUGUGAAUAUCGGCUUGAUAGUUGGUAUAGUGGUUGGGGUGUUUGCAGCCUUGGUAGUGGUUGUCAUCGUAGUGAUCUUCCUUUGCCGAAGACACACGAGAAAGGCUCCACUUAUGUAAGUUGCCACUGUUUUUUA
Messenger RNA from Mya arenaria, 765 nucleotides. RefSeq lists its product as uncharacterized. Lineage: Eukaryota; Metazoa; Mollusca; Bivalvia; Myida; Myidae. The coding region runs from base 1 to 594 and encodes 197 amino acids. The record is from RefSeq and is a predicted model, not a curated record. The transcript is spliced from 7 exons.